AGGCAACACACCUCUGCGAUCAACAGGAGCAGGCUAGAGAGGAAAACUUGACAGCCCAGUGUAAACAGCAGCCAGAUCUUGAGGAGAAAAGCACGUUUACGUGCUGACAUUGAAGACCGAUUUGUUGGACAUUCUACUUUUUUUUAUUCCGUUUUCAUUUUGGGACACUGUUGACAGAUACGUCCGAGCGGCUGAAUUGAUGCAUGCUCUGUGCUGACACUGAAUAUUGUUUGUUAUCAAAAUACUCUUUUUCUUGAAGCAGCCGGUAAGCUUCCACCUUUUUUUCUCCCUACGACUUUAUGUCCACAAAGAUGGAACAGCCUUUUUAUCAUGACGACUCUUUUUUGCCGGCUUACGGCCACUCUGAUGCAGCCAUGCACGACUACAAGGUUCUACAGCACAAUAUGAAUUUGAACUUGACAGAGCCCUAUCGCAACCUGAAAUCCCAGCUGAGGGCUGAGGUGGACCCAUACCAAGGGGGGCAGCCGGACGUCGGGUCACUGAAGCUCGCCUCCCCGGAGCUGGAGAGGCUCAUCAUCCAGAACAGUAGUGGGGUGAUCACCAGUCCCACGCCGGGACAGUACUUCUACAACCGGGGCAUCACCGAUGAGCAGGAGGGGUUCGCAGAGGGCUUCGUAAAGGCGCUGGACGAGCUCCACAAGAUGAACCAGAUGCCCCCUCCUAACGUGUCCAUCGGAGCCGGCGGGGUUGCGACGUGUUCUGCGGCGGCCUCUAGCAUCUUCGGCUCCGCGCUGCAGCCCGAGGCUCCCAUCUACACAACGUUGAACGCCUACUGCCCGAACACAAACCUCUCUUCCGCGUCCAGCUUCCCCACCGCCACCAUCAGCUACCUGCCGCCUCACCAGCAGAGCCUCACGCAGACAUCCGCGCCCGGCGCACACCACUUUCAGCACACGCUCCCGGGCUCCGGAAUGCACCCGCAGCGGCUGGUCGCCCUGAAAGAGGAGCCCCAGACCGUCCCGGACCUGCUCAGCAGCGACGGCUCGCCUCCGAUGUCUCCUAUUGACCUGGAGACCCAGGAACGCAUUAAAGCAGAGCGCAAGCGGCUGCGGAACCGACUCGCCGCCACCAAAUGCAGGCGGCGCAAGCUGGAGCGCAUCGCCCGGCUGGAAGAUAAAGUGAAGGUUCUGAAGAGCGACAACGCAGGGCUCUCCAACACAGCGUCGGUGCUGCGGGAUCAGGUGGCCCAGCUCAAACAGAAGGUCCUAACGCAUGUUAGCAGCGGCUGUCAGCUGAUGCUCACCAGCAAACUUGAGGCGUUUUAGGGACACACAGACUUCUAAAUGACUGAAAAGUAAUAACACUGGAAACAUGUUCUGCACGCACAACACUGGAUGUGCGGCCAGCUUCACAGAACCGAGUGUAGACAGCUUUGAUUAGGGAUGAAAAAGACUGAUUGAAAUGGUACUUCCGGAUGCUGGUCACCGCUCAAAGGACCAUUCAACCUUUCAGCAUCCAGCCUGAGCAAACACUGAGCAACACAGCGGUCUCUCCCCACAAGUCGGGUUUACUAAUGGUAGAAAAUGGGAAUGACUAUUGUACUACUUGGUACUUUUUGCAACUGAUAAUGUCAUGCAAUGGUGCAUUUAUUCUUUGUGUAAAUUAUUUUAUUUGCCUGGUUGAUCCAGACAGACUUGUGUCCAAUGUUUACGUUGUCUUUUUUUUAUUUGUGACUUGUAUUUUAAGUAAAUUGUCUUUUAAAAUGAAAGAAAAAAUGA
This is a messenger RNA of Girardinichthys multiradiatus, 1739 nucleotides long. Its product is annotated as transcription factor JunB-like. Gene Ontology annotation, biological process: regulation of cell cycle; regulation of transcription by RNA polymerase II; regulation of cell population proliferation. The record is from RefSeq and is a predicted model, not a curated record. The transcript has a single exon. The coding region runs from base 300 to 1286 and encodes 328 amino acids. Gene Ontology annotation, cellular component: transcription regulator complex. NCBI's taxonomy places the organism in Eukaryota, Metazoa, Chordata, Actinopteri, Cyprinodontiformes, Goodeidae. Gene Ontology annotation, molecular function: RNA polymerase II cis-regulatory region sequence-specific DNA binding; DNA-binding transcription factor activity, RNA polymerase II-specific; transcription factor binding.